Molecule: messenger RNA, 354 nt
Organism: Scylla paramamosain (green mud crab)
Lineage: Eukaryota; Metazoa; Arthropoda; Malacostraca; Decapoda; Portunidae
Product: ribonucleoside-diphosphate reductase large subunit-like
Exons: 1
Coding region: 1-354 (117 amino acids)
Biological process (GO): deoxyribonucleotide biosynthetic process
Cellular component (GO): ribonucleoside-diphosphate reductase complex
Molecular function (GO): ribonucleoside-diphosphate reductase activity, thioredoxin disulfide as acceptor; ATP binding
Source: RefSeq, a predicted model, not a curated record
AUGGGUAUUCUCUUGGCCACUACCAGGGGCUCAAUACAAGACAUCAAAGGCAUAGACGCUGACACCAAGCUCAUGUUUAAGACCGUGUGGGAGAUACGCCAAAUGUCGUUGGUGGAGAUGGCGAUCGCGAGAGCGCCUUUCAUCGAUCAAUCUCAGUCGCUCAACAUUUAUAUCGAUGCUUCGAUUCAUCCCAAUGUGUACGCCAAGGUGAAUGCUCUUCAUCGCACAGCUUGGAGCAAGGGUCUCAAGACUGGAUUGUACUACCUGAGGAUACGCCCUAAAUACAUUACAUAUUAUUAUUAUGUGACACAGUUACAUCACAACAUAAGGGGGCAGUCACAGCCUGCCCUCUAA